AUGGGAAGCCGCCGAUACGACAGCAGGACGACCAUCUUCUCGCCCGAGGGACGGCUGUACCAGGUCGAGUAUGCGCUCGAGAGUAUCAGCCACGCCGGCACAGUAGUGGGCAUCCUCGCCCCCGGACCCUCCGCCAAACCCUUCACCGCCUCGUCCGACUCGACCGACGCGAUGGCAGUGGACGACACUCCCUCGUCUUCCACUCCCUCUUCCUCCUUCGAGCCGAAAGAGAAAGAGAAGGAGAAGAGCGAGGCGACGAGGAAGAAGGAGGAGGAAGCGAGGGUCGAGAGGGAGAAGAAGUACCCCCUUCCGCACAAGGCGGGAAUCGUGCUGGCGGCCGAGAAGAAGGUCACGAGCAAGUUGUUGGAGAAGGAGAAGGGCAGUAGCGAGAAGUUGUUCCUCAUCAACGGGAACGUCAUCUCGGGCGUGGCGGGCUACAACGCCGAUGCCAACUCGCUCGUCUCGUACGCGCGCAACGUCGCCCAGAACCACCUCGCGGCGUACAACGAAGACAUGCCCGUCGAGCAACUCGUCCAACGCCUAUGCGACCUCAAGCAAGGCUACACGCAAUACGGCGGACUCCGUCCCUUUGGCGUCUCGUUCCUCUUUGCAGGACACGACCCGCACCACUCGUUCCAGCUUUACGCGAGCGACCCGUCGGGAAACUAUUCAGGGUGGAAGGCGACGUGUGUUGGGGCGAAUAAUGCCACGGCGCAGAGUUUGUUGAGGCAGGAUUAUAGGGACGAUGUCGGGAUUGAGGAGGCGGUUGGGCUUGCGUUGAAGGUGUUGAGCAAGACGAUGGAUUCGACCAGCUUGGAUUCCGAGAAGAUCGAGCUCGCGACGCUCACGAUCGACGAAUCCUCCGGCCUGCCCUUUGCCAAAAUCUACAAGCCGCACGAAAUCGACGCCGCGCUUGAGAAAGAGGGAUUGGCGAAGAAGCCUGAGGGAGAGACGACGCAGGCGAUUCCCUAG
Molecule: messenger RNA, 972 nt
Organism: Rhodotorula toruloides NP11
Lineage: Eukaryota; Fungi; Basidiomycota; Microbotryomycetes; Sporidiobolales; Sporidiobolaceae
Product: 20S proteasome subunit alpha 3
Exons: 7
Coding region: 1-972 (323 amino acids)
Biological process (GO): ubiquitin-dependent protein catabolic process
Cellular component (GO): proteasome core complex; nucleus; proteasome core complex, alpha-subunit complex
Source: RefSeq, a predicted model, not a curated record